Messenger RNA from Gadus macrocephalus (Pacific cod), 1180 nucleotides. RefSeq lists its product as uncharacterized. The transcript is spliced from 6 exons. The coding region runs from base 157 to 810 and encodes 217 amino acids. Lineage: Eukaryota; Metazoa; Chordata; Actinopteri; Gadiformes; Gadidae. The record is from RefSeq and is a predicted model, not a curated record.
CACGACAGUGACGUGACUUCCGCCUCCACCGACAUGCUGGUUUUUGUUUCCCAUGCUUGAUGAUCAUUUAGUUCUGCAGCUCUUCCUCCUGACUUUAUUUCAAAUACGAAGUGCCCCUUGGACGACAUUAAGUCCAUUCUGUAUAUUAGAUAAGCCAUGGCUAAGGACAAGCCCAACGGGAUCGGAACCAAGGGGUCGGAUGAAGUGGAGUCUGUAAAGAGAAAAAAGGACCGCAAACUGGAAAAGAAGAGCAAGAAGAUGAAGCUGGAGCAGGAGUCUGAACAGGAGGUUCCUGAAUUAUUGGUAAAGCACAAAAAACCCAAGAAGAACUCCAGGGAGGAGGAGAAGGAGGCACCACAAGAGGUUACAGAGCCCGCCCAGGAGGGGGAGGAGCCGAACCCCGAGGAGCGCCGGGUUCUCGAGAGGAAACUCAAGAAGAUCCGGAGGAAGGAAGAGAAGGCCCAGCUGAAGGCCGAGGGGAAGACGGUGGAGAAGGCGGCCCCGGAGAAGGUGCUGCCGUCACAACAGGCCUUGGACUACCUCACCUGCUGGAAUGAGAACCGCGCCGCAUGGAAGUUCCAGAAGCUCAGGCAGACGUGGUUACUGCAGCACAUCCACGACUCUGAGGAGGUCCCUGACGAGAGCUUCCCGGUGCUGCUGCUGUACAUCGAGGGUCUGCGCGGCGCCGCCCGGGACCUGACGGUGCAGAAGGCGGAGGCCCUGGUCAAGAGCCUCGGGGACGGGCCCUGGGACCCGGAGCAGCAGCAGAAGAUGCAGAGAGCCAGAGAGGUGCUCCAGCUGCUGUCCUGAUCCGCCGCCCGGACCCCCCCAGGGUGGACCCCCAUCAGGGGGGAGACCCCCCCACGGUGGACCCCCCCCCAGGGUGGAGCCCUCACGUCCCUAGGGGGCUCUGUCUGCCAUGUGACUAUCCAUUUUUAUAUUUUGAUGUGGGCACGGUUUCUUGUAACAUAUCAACUCUAUCUGUAUUUCUGACCUAGAUGUCCAUUAUUGAUCACAAAGCCUUUGUUUUUACAGAGAGGUAUGGAUGAAUCUGUUAUCUGUAGGGUCUGCUCCUGUGGGCUACAGGGAGUGACAGACGGACCCGCUGUGGUCCCGUUCAGUCCAAUGUCUUACAGAGGGUCGCCUUCUGGAACAAAUAAACAUCUUGACCUAAAUUGCA